AUUUAAAUAACAUAAACUAAGAUAUCUUUAAUGAAUAAAAUUUAAUUUAAUCUUUCUUUUUUAAAAUUUAAGUUUCUUUUUAUAUUUUAAAAUAACAUAUAUGAUAAAUAAAAUAUUUAUAAAACUUAAAACGAAAUUUUUUUAUAGAUAAUGUGAUCAUAAAAAGGAAGUCUUAGAAAAAUAAGCUUGAUAAUAAAGUAAAUAAUUAAUCUUCCCUUUUAAAAUUGAUCGGUUAUGUUUUUAUUCAACUUUGUACCUAUCAUCACUUUAUUUAAAAAAAAAUUUUUUUUGUAAAUUAGCAUAUACAACUUACUAAGAAAUCAAAAAUAUAUUUACACAUAUAAUAUGAAAAGCCAAACUAAUACAAUGAAUACAAUUUGGUUGAAUUAGAUUAGAAAUAGUUAUACUUGAAUUUGAUGGAAUAUAUGUAACACAAUAUAUCCACAAAAUGAGUAACUAGACAAAUCCAAUUUUUUUUAUAAAAAGUCAAACAUUAAAUAAAAAAUCAUAUAUUUUAUUUAUAAAAUAUUGUGUACAUAUAUAUAUAUAUAUAUAUAUAAUGGAACGACUCAACAUAGUACUAAAUAAAUAUGAAAUUCUCAAACAAUAUUAUUAAUAUAUUAACCAACUAUUAUAAUUAAGUAUUUUUUAUAACAUAUAUAUAUAUAUAUAUAUAAGGUGUCAAAAGACUAUCAUUGUUAUAUUUAUUUAUGUGACUUUGAGUCGAUCCACUUUACUGUACUUUUACUAUUUGAUUCUCAAAACAAAAUAUAUUAAAUUAUACAUAAUCUUACUAAAAUAUAUUUACAAAUCUAAGACAUGAAUCAAACUACAUGAAAUAAAAAAAAUCAAAAUUUUAAUCUCUGUAACUAAAAUAUUUUAGUUGACUCGAAAAAGUAAAUGUUAUCUAAUAUAUCCAAAUAAUAAUCAAACAAUCAAAAUAUUAUAUAUCCAAAAUUGUACAUCUAAUUGACUACUAAAAUAACAUAAUUUUAUUUAAAAUAAAUCAUGCAUUUUGAUUACAAUAUAUAUAACAUAAUAAUUAAAAACAAAAUAUUAAUAAAUUAUUAUAAUAUAUUUACUUUAUAAAUAUUUAUAUCCGUGCAUGAGCACGGAAAAAUCACAAAAUUACAAGCAGCUUAGAAGAUUCCGUUUGAUAUUGAGGCUCUUUCCAUUUGCAAGGUUAUCUAGUACAGUUGUGUUUUCAUUUUCUGGUCUGAAAGGUCCUUAACAAUGGUUUGAUGAGAAAGAAUAACUUUUGUUUUCUUGCAGAUCCAUGACUAGCCGAAAAAACACACAUUGGUGUAGUACGUGCAGACGAGGAAUCCGUCUUCUCCUUGAAGUCUCAAGAGGAGGGGUUUGCAGUUACUGUGGUAACACUUCUCUUGAACGGCUCUAUGAAAAUGUUGAACUUAGCCCUUUUGAUUUUUUCGGAGUAUCCAAUGAACAAAACCGUCCUCGCAACAACAACAACAGGAGAUUGAUUCUUGAAAACCAAUCGAGUUUUCAAGAAUUGUUUAACCGGUUCUCAGCACAAAACCGCCGUGGUCCACCUCCAGCUUCACUAACCGUGAUUAACUCAAUGCCAAAGGUCAAGAUUAGGAAGAAACAUCUCGGUUUGGAUCCGUCUUGUCCGGUUUGCCAAGACCGGUUUGAAGUCGGUGUUAGUGUAGACAACAAGGAAGCAGAUAAGGACCUGAGCUCAGCCCAUGACAUCAAUAUAGAAGCGACAAAGCCCACAAGUAGGCAACGGUCAUAUGGUGAAAAGAAGAAGUGUACGAUGAUGACUGUGCCUAUCCAUAACCAAUUUGAUACUCUCUUAUCUCUACCAGAAGGACAAGAUGGCUUUACAGCUGUGUGAGACAACGGUAUCAAAUUGGACAAAGGCCACAGUCUAGGGUAUUCAUGAGUUCACUAUAAAACCAUGUUGUAAAACACUGAAGAACGUUUUAAGGAAAAUAAAGUAUUAUUCAGUAAAGAUAUACUCGGUUGCAAGAAAGUUGCCGUGUAAACAUAUCUACCAUUCGGAAUGUAUAAUUCCCUGGCUAAUACAGCGUAAUACUUGUCCAGUGUGUCGCAAAGGGCUGCCACAAGACCGGAAUAAUGGCGGGAAGAAUCCUUUGUUUUAUCUCUGGCCGUUUAGCUCCUCUGGUUCGGCCUCAAACACCAGCGGAUCACCUUUUCAUUGAGAUGCUUGUAUAGUUAAUUGUGUCUCAGUCCCUAAGGCUCCAAUCCAUGAAAUAUAUAACUUCUUCUGAUAAAUUGUUGGUUUGAAAAAAAUUACAUGUUGAUGUACAAAAGGGAUUUGGAUUGUAUUUAUAUCGAAUGUAUAAUAUAAUUAUUGUUUGGAUCAAACAUUUGGAAUCA
Molecule: messenger RNA, 2367 nt
Organism: Brassica napus (rape)
Lineage: Eukaryota; Viridiplantae; Streptophyta; Magnoliopsida; Brassicales; Brassicaceae
Product: probable E3 ubiquitin-protein ligase RHC1A
Exons: 1
Coding region: 1277-1861 (194 amino acids)
Source: RefSeq, a predicted model, not a curated record